Molecule: messenger RNA, 7499 nt
Organism: Centropristis striata (black sea bass)
Lineage: Eukaryota; Metazoa; Chordata; Actinopteri; Perciformes; Serranidae
Gene: kcnb2b
Product: potassium voltage-gated channel subfamily B member 2b
Exons: 3
Coding region: 416-2977 (853 amino acids)
Biological process (GO): potassium ion transmembrane transport; protein homooligomerization
Cellular component (GO): voltage-gated potassium channel complex; membrane
Molecular function (GO): protein binding; delayed rectifier potassium channel activity
Source: RefSeq, a predicted model, not a curated record
GAUGAAGGCAGGACUCUUUCCACUGUGUGCCGAUGGCGAAACAAUGCUGCUUCUGUCCCGGUGAUCAUUUCUAGAGGAAGAUAUUCCGCUUUUUAUUUCUCUUCUCGACUCGUUUCUUUUUAUUUUUUUUAAUUUAUUUUUUUUAAACAAAAUGUGGCACGCGCGUUUUCAGCGCGGCGUCCGCGGAGUGCUCUCUUCAGUCGUGGCCGCUUGACUAAAGGGGGAUCCCGGCUCCCUUUUCAUCCUCUUCUCCCUUAGGAACAAGAGGAGUUUGCAUGCAAAAGGUGGUUUAUUUCGGCAAGCCAUGGAGGGACUUGCCUAAAGAGGAUCCAACAUAAAUCAACUUUUAGACUUUUUCCCCCCUUUUUUUGUGUCAUCGUAACAUCUUCCCCAGUAAGUCUCCUUUUCCAUCACCAUGGCUAAGAAGCUUGAACCAGCAGGGCUCAAGCCCACCAACAUCCGAACUGCUCCCUCCCUGCCCCCCGAGCCCAUCGACAUCAUCCGCACCAAAGCCCGCUCCCGUAGAGUCCGCCUUAACGUCGGGGGUCUGAACCAUGAGGUUCUGUGGCGGACCCUGGACAGACUACCCAGGACCCGGCUUGGCAAGCUUCGAGACUGCAACACCCACGAGUCCCUGAUGGAAGUCUGCGACGACUACAGCCUGAAUGAAAAUGAGUACUUCUUCGACCGGCACCCUGGGGCCUUCACCUCCAUCCUGAACUUUUACCGCACAGGCAAAUUACACAUGAUGGAGGAGAUGUGCGCCCUUUCGUUCGGCCAGGAGUUAGACUACUGGGGGAUUGACGAAAUCUACCUGGAGUCCUGCUGCCAGGCUCGUUACCACCAGAAAAAGGAGCAGAUGAAUGAGGAGCUGCGGAGGGAGGCAGAGACAAUGAGGGAGCGGGAGGGAGAGGGAGAGUUUGAUAACACCUGCUGCCCAGACAAGAGGAAGAAGCUGUGGGAUCUCCUGGAGAAGCCCAGCUCCUCGGUGGCUGCCAAGAUUCUAGCCAUCAUCUCGAUCCUCUUCAUCGUCCUCUCCACCAUCGCUCUCUCUCUAAACACCUUACCGGAGCUCCAGGUCCCAGACGAGUUUGGCCAUUCCAACGACAACCCCCAGCUGGCCCAUGUGGAGGCCGUGUGUAUCGCCUGGUUCACUAUGGAGUACCUCCUUCGCUUCCUCUCCUCUCCUAAUAAGUGGAAGUUCUUCAAAGGCCCGCUGAAUGUCAUUGACUUGCUGGCCAUCUUGCCCUACUACGUCACCAUCUUCCUAACGGAGUCCAACAAGAGCGUGCUGCAGUUCCAAAACGUGCGACGUGUGGUGCAGAUAUUCAGGAUCAUGAGAAUAUUGAGGAUCCUGAAGUUGGCCAGGCACUCCACAGGGCUCCAGUCUCUUGGGUUUACUUUGAGAAGGAGCUACAAUGAACUGGGCUUGCUUAUUUUAUUUCUUGCUAUGGGCAUCAUGAUAUUUUCCAGCUUGGUCUUCUUUGCUGAAAAAGAUGAAGAUGCCACCAAAUUCACCAGUAUCCCUGCCUCAUUCUGGUGGGCAACCAUUACGAUGACUACAGUGGGCUAUGGGGACAUUUAUCCACAGACUUUACUUGGAAAAAUUGUGGGAGGGCUCUGCUGCAUUGCAGGAGUGCUGGUAAUUGCUCUACCCAUCCCCAUUAUUGUCAACAACUUCUCCGAGUUCUACAAGGAGCAAAAGAGGCAGGAGAAGGCCAUCAAGAGGAGAGAGGCACUGGAGAGAGCCAAAAGGAAUGGCAGCAUUGUGUCAAUGAACAUGAAAGAGGCCUUUGCCCGCAGUAUGGAUUUGGUGGAUGUGGUGGUGGAGAAAGGAGAGGAUAAAACCUCCUUGGACAACCACCUGACGCCUAACCGCUGGGGGAGCUCAACCAGACACGCCUCCUCCGAGACUGACCUGAAAUCUCCAGAUAAAAGAAACCUAGAGCCGCAGAGCUCCCCUCACCGUAUCACCAUCACCACCACUGGAAGUCCCCAGCGGACAAGGACCCCGCAGCACCUUAAUGCGCAGAAACUGGAGGAGAUGUACAACCAGAUGACCAAGUCACAGUCCUUCACUAACCUCAACACGACGAGCUCCAUGAGCACUCUGAGCACAACCAUGACCGGCCCUGUCUCACCGAAGAAAUGUCAAAGCCCCGACUUUACAUUAAAAGAGGAAGUAGAGCUGGAGAUGAAGGAGGUCCAACCCUCCUCACCAGAUAACUUUGCGGGCUGCUCAGCGGACUUUAAACAACAAAACUCAGAUGAGGAAGAUGCAAAGCCAUGUCAGUACAGACACCCGAAGGCACCACCCUAUCUGGAUCUUAGCCAACUGAGGGCCAUUGACGACGAAAGCUCUCCUGGCGUCAUACUCAAAGAUGACCUCUAUAAACCCCUCAACCCAGAUGAUGGAUCAGAGCUCCACAUAGAGGAAGGAGAGAGCUUUAACAGCGCUGUGGAGAAUAUCCAGAGCUCCCCAAGAGGGAAUAACCCUCUCAAAAUAAAGGGGUUGAAAGCCAACUUCACCAAGACCUCCACUGAAGGCCCGCUAACACCACCCAGCACUACCUCUCCUGGAGACAUCAGCUCCAGCAUCCUGGAAGACGAGUCCCCUGAGGGAGAGAUGUCCCCGCUCAUCCCCAAUACACCGCAGCUGCUCCCCGUCACAGAGGAGGAGACCUGCCCGUUGUCCCCUGAGAGGCUGGUGGUAGACACCCCACCGGGCGAUGAAGAUCAAGCCACAGAGAACCACGAGGAGAAGCAUCUGAUGGAAGUGGCGGGCGCUGCGGUUGCACCCUUGUCACCCAAGACAGCAGCACAAAAUUGCACCCAAGGUGUAGUCGGGGCAGGGGAGGAAGUCAAGGCUGACAGCAACCAAAGUGGACACAAAGUAGAGAACCACAUGUUUACAUCAGAUAUCCACCUGAUACCCGGGGACGGCAGCCUCUCUCCGACCUGUGAAACCAGCAUGUGACUGUAAGAGAAGCGGCGAGGGACAAUAGACCCACUGCAACCUCAGCCUGGUGCGUGGGAGAGCAGGGAAGAAAAGACAAGGGUGCAGUUGUAGUGAAAGAUAUUUUUGCAUGGCAUGACAAGUCCCUUUUACUUGUGUUGUUGUGUAUUGCUGAAAAAGAAACUGCAGUGCUCCGUGCAGAAUUGAGAAUGACUUUGGGGGCAGACAGUGGGCUUAAAGAAGAGGCUCUUGACAAACAGAGGGAAUUCAUCAACUUAUGUAGACAUUUCGGUCCUCCCAAUGUACAUAAUGACAGUCUCCUUUUUCUAGCAAAAGAAGGAAAUGCACAGAGGGACUUAUCUGUAAAAAGCAUGCAUUUAAAAAAGACAGAUAUUUUACGGUGCUUAGUUUGCUGAAAGCGCUCCACUGUAAAUAAUAGGACAUCUAAGGCAAUGACAAUGCACAGGAUGGCAACAGAAAACUGUCACUGAAGGUACAAAUAUUUGUAAUGUGAAAUGGGAGGGGUGGGGGGCCAUUGAAUUGAAAGCCCUUAAACUGGGUGUUGCAUCGUAGCGACCUAUUGAAAAUAACAUAUCAUUACCUUUUGUGGAAAUGCAAAGUGUUCCCAUGAUGACCCUGUAAUGUUUUUUCGUGUGAAAAAUGGUGUAUGAAACUGUAAUGUUGACAUUGUUGCUUUCGGUUUUCCAUAACGACUGUUGAACUUUCAGUUGAUCAUCCGAUAUUCAGUCUUUGAAUUAAAGGCCGUGGGCAAGAAGGACAAACACACCUUGAUUACCCCGACGCGCGUACACCUGUAGUUGCCAAAUAUGUAACCAGUGAGGACAAUAACUAUCAAAUACUACCGCUACAGAUAAUAUUUAUGUGGUUUCAGAAGUUACAACAAGGUCUAAGAUGUUUUAUUCCUUGUUCACGCCUUUUGAUUCCAUCCAAAUCACAAAAAUAAAUCUUAUUUACUCUCUGACAUCAGAUAUAUACAUCUAAAAGUAGUUUUAAGAAUAAAAUAUGAAAUAUGUAGGUCUAGAUUGGUUGUAGAAAAAUUCUACUGUAGGUAAGUGAGAUUCCAUAAAACAGAGUUAAGAGUAUUUAUUUAUCCAGCACAGUAGAUCUGGUCAUUAAUACACUUAUAUGCUUUAUCUAUUUUGGCUAUUCAAAAGGGAUAGACUACCACAAAAAAAAUGACAAUAUUCCUUCUGAUAUCAAUGGACCAAAUCAAGCACACUGACAAGCUUUCAUCUAUCUCAGCUGCAUAGGAACAUAUACAGUAAUAACAUGUAAUAUGACACUAGUUUUUUUCCCCCUUAUGGUUUGUUUACCUGCAUUGUGUUCAUUAUCCUAUCUUCAGCGCCCUGAUGUUGUUAUUAACAUUUGUUCAUUACUACUGCAAGUUUAUCCCAUCCUGCUGAUAAGUUUAUUGCAUCUUUUUUUCUUUUUGUAUAUCCGUAGUGUCUUGGACUGUAAUUUAUUGUGUUUCAUUGUGAACAAAACUAUUUUCAGUCAAACUUAAACCCAAAGGAGUUUUUUUUCUCUCUCGUCUUCUUUCUCGCUUUUGUUUUACACUGACUGAAAAUAUCCGUUGUAUGUUGCCUUUGAUUCCAAUUUUAUUGCUGGAAUAUUUGUUUAUUGUUUCAGCAUGGCACUUGGCUGAGUGUACUCGUAGUGUGUGUUUGUGAAAGCCACACAAACCAGAAUGGUACUGACAGUAAGUAUGUGGGUGAAUUCUUUGUUGUUUGUUUUUAUUGUUUUCUUUCUUUUACUUAUUAUUAUUAUUAUUAUUAUCAUGUUUCUGUUCUCACAGAGAGGUGUGGAAUGUGCAAUACCGCAUACUGCAAUCUAUGCAGGCCAAGAAUUGUGGCACUUUAUUUUCUGUCUAUGGGAUUUGUAAGUGUACAGGCAGAAAUCACUUGUAUUUUUCAAAUGUUAUAUCUUUAAUAUGAGGCAAAACAGUAUUACAACUACCAGAAUCUCACAAACAAUGCAAAUGAGAAUUUGACUUUUACUUUUUCGUAUUAUAUGGCUGGCAUAUGCUGUCUAGCACCUUCAUGCCAGAUAUUAAUGGACCUCAAAUUUGAUUAUCUGUGGGAUUAGGGAUCCAAAUUGACCACUUUGGGCCUUUUAUAUUGCUGUUAGAUCGACAUAAAAUCUAACAAAUGUCUGUGGGAGAUAUUAAGAUAAUCUAAUUUCAAUGGCCACACACAAAGGAUUUUAUGUUUUUUGUGAAUUAACGUUGAGAAUGAUUCUAUUUUUUCUAAACCAAAAUGGAGCACGACCACAAUUUCCUGCCAUAUGGUGGUUGAAAUGAUGCGUGCCUUUUCAUAACACUGCUGUUUAUGAGAAGGUAGCAAGUCAUUUUGCUUUGUUCAUAUAGCACUGUACAGAAAAUUCUAAUUUUAUAGGAGAAAUCAGGUCUUUAUGUAAUAGAUACAAGUAAUGUUAUUGAGUUCUCAGGUUUUCUAUAACUCUCUGAUGUUCCGAUUGGAUAGAUUCUCUGUUUUUCUUUAACAGCUAAUGUCAACUAGUUACUUCUGUACUUUUUUGAAAGGUGAUGUUGUCAAAUCCACAUUGAUGUCUUGGCUUCUGGAGUAAGGAGUGGCAAUAUUUCUCCCUCCUCCUGGGUAAUCUGUGCACCACCAUUCAGUAUCCACCCCCAUCAGUCUUCAGUGAGGCAGGAAGGAGCAUCAACAAAGGGACAGCAGUUUGACUGUGAGGGUUUAAGAGAAAUAGACAGAAGGAGAGUGUCUACCUGACCACAGACAGACAGGAAGAGAUCCCUACUGUCACUGAGCUGAUACAUCUGAUUAUUUCCCAUGCUGACACCGCUGAGUGUUCCAAUCCCUACAGCUGCUGAGGCUCUAACUCAAUGGCAUGCCCUCAGGCACAGUGAUCAAUGGGUAAAAGGAAGGUCAGGAUACGGGACUUUAAGGGAUAGUUCGGUCUUUAUAGUGGGUUUGUAAGAGGUGCUUAUCCAUAGUCAGUAUAUUACCUACAGUUGGUGGCGGUCAGAACCCCCCAGUUUGAAGAAGCAGGUAGAGGGAGCAGCAAAACGUAUUUUAGCCACCAAAAAGUUUCAUUCUAUGUUAUAUUUUGAUCAUUUUCAUCACAAUAACUUGCCGUCAGACAGCGCUGUUUAAGUUUAUGCAGAGGGAACUGAAGCUGUUCUGUGCUCUCAUCAAAGCCACCAGCCUCCAUUGACAAAAUAUAGUAAUUUUACCUCGCAGAACAUGAGAGCUGCUGGUCUGUUGCUGCUGUGAUCUUUUAGUUUAUUUAUGUUAUUGUGUGAAUUUGGUGCAUCACAACUAACUUAUUAAAACACCAGACUCACAUGAUUACAAAUGAUCAAUGGAGGCUGCUUUGAUGAGAAUAUGUGUGUGAAAAUAAAAUAUAUAUAAAUAAAGCAUACACUUAAACUGAUACUGAUUUAUUUUUUAGUGUAUAAAAUACGUUUCGCUGCUGCUUCUGUCCACAGCAGUACAUUGUUUAGCUGAUGUGGCAGUGCUUCUGCCUGUUUGGCCAAACUGGGGGCGUGCCAACCACAACCAACUAACUAUAAAUAAAUAACUCAUAGAACCCCACUACAAAAGUCCAAACCAUCUCUUUAAAUGCAGAGAUGAAAUGGAGUCCUGCCAAAUGGUUCCAUCACAUCAGUGAUCAGCUUUGGUCCAUCUAUCCUUUUGUUUGUGUACACACUGUAUACCCAGACCAACAUAAUUUAACUCCGUAAUCAGAGAUUUAUGUGAGAGCUCAUAGAAUUAUCUUUGAAAUGACUGGCCCUUCAUUGGUAAAAGAUUGUGUGGUACUCUCCAAAGUAAAAUGCUGGGUCAGCGGUGGUUAUUCUUGUUUUUCUUUUUCUUUAUGAGGAAGGUUCGAUGAUAACCUUCUCGUUAAAGCUAUUUUUUCUGUACCUGUAUGUUCAAAUUAACAUUUUUACUUCAUCCCUCGUUUGUAGUAAUCGUGUCUCCAUGUUAUCCUCAAGUAAUCCUUCAUUUUUGACAGGUAGGAUAGAGAAACAAGGGAUUUGGGUUGAUCAGCGAUAUUCCCUUGGGAUGAUGUUUGUGUGGAUACUGAAAUUAAUUCUGUGAGCCAACAGUGAAAGGACUGUGCUCUGUCUUACUGUCUCACAAUGGCAUUAUCAUCUGUGAUACCGUACAGAGUGGAAAGGUUGUGUCUUUAUUUUCUCUGAGAGAAUGGGUAUUGUCCGUGUCACUCAUGCGUGCUUACCAAACCUUGCUCCCUAAAAUGCAACAUUGUUUAUUCUUAUGUCUCUGUGUAUUCUGCCUCUUACAGUUUUUGGAUUUUGUUUUACUUUCUGUUCAGCUUUUGGAGAACAUUAUCAUUAGACACACUCUGAGCUACAGACUGUUUUCUGUACAAAGCAACAUCUUUGUAUGCAUGUAGUAGUUCGAACAAUUAUGUGACCACAGAACACUUUGUUAUGGUACAUGUAUGUCAACAUUUCUGUAGAGCAUUGUUCCCCAUUACGUCUAUUAGCAUAUGCAGAAUAACAAAUAAAUGUGUAUAUAACUCA